AAUACUUGUUGUGGUUAGCUGCCUUCCAGUCGGCAGGACUCAUGGCGACCCCACGCACGACGUAAGGAAACGCUGCCGGGUCCUGCGUUAUCCCUACGAGCUACUGGGGAUCGGAAAGCCAUGAUCCAUAGGUUUUCACUGGCUGAUUUUCGGAAGUAGAUCGCCAGGCCUUUCCUCCUAGUCUUGCUAGGUACUUCCUAAGAGCCGACUAUGUGCGGGGCAUAGUUGAUGAUACUACCAUCAGCCCUCCAACAACCAGGUUGCCCCAUCUUAUCUCGCAUCCUCUCCAGGCCUCUGGCCUGUCUUCAGCACUCACCACAGACGAGACGGUUCCUCUAGGGCUCGGUGGGAGGCUGGGCCUCCGGGGCGGCCGGCGGGGCAAGGUGCGCGGCGCGCGCAGGCCUCCGGGGCGGGGCGGCGGAGGCCACACCCUGAAACUACCUGCGCGGCCCGGCCUGGGAAAGUGAGAGACGCCGACGGUGGGCCUGCCACCGGAACUCGCCGACCGCCACCCCGCGCCCCUCUAGACCGCCCCGGCCAUGGCAGGCCGCCGCUGAGCCCCGAGCCCCGGAUCGGUCGCCGUGCGCGCUCGCCCGGCCGCCCGAGACCAUGAAAAGCAACCGAGCCCGGAAGGGCGGCGGGGGCGCGAAGGACUGGGGCGCGGACCUCAAGUACAGCUCUCAGCACCAGAACCUGAAUGGCUUUGAGGAAGGUGUGGAGUUCCUGCCAGUCAACAAUGCAAAGAAGGUGGAGAAGCAGGGCCGGAGAUGCUGGGUGGUGCUGGCGGCCGUGGUCAUUGGCUUCUUUCUGCUUUCUCUCGUGGUUGGUGUCCUUGUGUGGCACUUCCAGCACCGGAAUGAGCGCAUCCCGAAGGUCUUCAAUGGCCACCUGAGGAUCAAAAACGAGAACUUCGUGGAUGCCUACGAGAACUCCAACUCCACAGAGUUCGCAUACCUGGCCAACAGGGUGAAGGAAGCGCUGAAGCUGUUAUACAGUGGAAUCCCGGCCCUGGGCCCCUACCACAAGGAGUCAGCGGUGACUGCCUUCAGCGAGGGCAGCGUCAUCGCCUACUACUGGUCGGAAUUCAGCUUCCCGAAGCACCUGGUGGAGGAGGCGGAGCGCACCAUGGCAGAGGAGCGCGUGGUCAUUCUGCCGCCCCGUGCACGGGCUCACCACUCCACUGUGCUGACUUCUGUGGUGGCCUACCCCACUGACCCCAGAACAGCGCUGAAGACCCGGGACAACAGCUGCAACUUCGCCCUGCACGCCCGCGGUGGGGAGUGGAUGCGCUUCGCCACGCCCGGCUUCCCUGAUAGCCCCUACCCCGCGCACGCCCACUGUCAGUGGGCCCUGCGGGGAGAUGCCAACUCGGUGCUGAGCCUCACCUUCCGCAGCUUUGAUCUUGCGGCUUGUGAUCAGCGGGGCAGUGCCGUGGUUACAGUCUACGACAGCCUGAGCCCCAUAGAGCCCCAUGCUGUGGUCCGGCUGUGUGGCACCUACCCUCCCUCCUACAACCUGACCUUCCUCUCGUCCCAGAACGUCUUUCUCGUCACGCUGAUAUCCAAAUCUAAGCGGCGACACCCCGGCUUUGAGGCCACGUUCUUCCAGCUGACCAAGAUGAGCGGGUGUGGAGGUUACUUACAUCAAGCCCAAGGGACAUUUAGCAGCCCCUAUUACCCGGGCCACUACCCACCCAAUAUCGACUGCACAUGGAACAUCGAGGUGCCCAACAAGCAAUACGUGAAGGUGCGCUUCAAGGUGUUCUACUUGGUGGAGCCCAAUGUGUCACCAGUCAUCUGCACCAAAGACUAUGUGGAAGUCAACGGGGAGAAGCAUUGUGGAGAGAAGUCCGAGUUUGUUGUCACCAGCAACAGCAGCAAGAUCACAGUCCACUUCCACUCGGACCAGUCCUACGCCGACACAGGGUUCCUGGCGGAGUUCCUCUCCUAUGACUCCAGAGACCCGUGCCCUGGCAUGUUCACCUGCAAAACGGGGCGGUGCAUCCGGAACGCCCUGCGUUGUGACGGCUGGGCCGACUGCACUGACCACAGCGACGAGCUCAACUGUGUAUGCAACGCCACUCACCAGUUCACCUGCAAGAACAAGUUCUGCAAACCUCUCUUCUGGGUCUGUGACAGCGUGAACGACUGCGGAGACAACAGUGACGAGCAGGGGUGCAGCUGUCCAGCCCAGACCUUCAAAUGUGGCAAUGGGAAGUGCCUCCCGCUGAGCCAGCAGUGUGACGGGAAGGACAACUGUGGGGAUGGGUCUGAUGAGGCCUCGUGUGACCAAGUGAGCACCGUCACCUGCACCCAGCACACCUAUCGCUGCCACAACGGGCUCUGUGUGAACAAGGGCAACCCCGAGUGUGACGGGAAGGAGGACUGCAGUGACGGCUCAGACGAGAAGGACUGUGACUGUGGGCAGCGGUCGUUCAGCAAGCAGUCGCGUGUCGUUGGGGGCCAGAACGCGGAUGAAGGCGAGUGGCCGUGGCAGGUGAGCCUGCACGCCCUGGGCCAGGGCCAUGUCUGCGGGGCCUCCCUCAUCUCUCCCACCUGGCUGGUCUCUGCAGCGCACUGCCACAUCGACGACAAGGGCUUCAGGUACUCAGACCCUGCCAUGUGGACCGCCUACCUGGGCUUGCAUGACCAGAGCAAGCGCAGUGACCCUGGGGUGCAGGAGCACAAGCUGAAGCGCAUUAUCCGCCACCCCAGCUUCAAUGACUUCACCUAUGACUAUGACCUGGCCCUGCUGGAGCUGGAGCAGCCAGCCGAGUACAGCAGUGUGGUGCGGCCCAUCUGCCUGCCCGACGCUACCCACGUCUUCCCUGCGGGCAAGGCCAUCUGGGUCACGGGCUGGGGGCACACCCAGGAGGGAGGUUCUUCCGCGCUGAUCCUGCAAAAGGGUGAGAUCCGCGUCAUCAAUCAGACCACCUGCGAGAGCCUGUUGCCGCAGCAGCUCAGUGCCCGCAUGAUGUGUGUGGGCUACCUCAGUGGGGGCGUGGAUUCCUGCCAGGGCGACUCUGGGGGCCCCUUGUCCAGUGUGGAGGCCGAUGGUCGCAUCUUCCAGGCCGGAGUGGUGAGCUGGGGCGAUGGCUGCGCGCGGAGGAACAAGCCCGGCGUAUACACCAGGCUCUCCAUGUUUCGGGGCUGGAUCAAAGAGCAGACUGGGGUGUAACAGCCAGUCCACAGAACACCCCAGCGUGCAGGCCUGCAGACUGAGGACAAUGGCUGGCCUGCGUCCCCCUUGGGCCCUCCAGAGCCCAGAUUGUGAACUGAAUCCCCGGGACUCAGGCAGUGAACCCCCAGAUGGUGAACCCUCAGAUGGUGAACCCCCCAGAUGGCGAACCCCCAGAUGGCAAACCCCCAGAUGGCAAACCCUCAGAUGGCAAACCCUCAGAUGGCGAAACCCCAGGUGAAGAACCCGCAGAUGGUGAACCCUCAAGUGGCGAACCCCUGGAUGGCAAACCCUCAGAUGGCAAGCACUCAAGCGGUGAACCCCCAGAUGGUGAAUUCGCCAGAGGGCCUCUUUCUGCCUCGGUCUCCAAGUGGGGCUGGGGUGUGGGAGGAGGAGCCCCAAACCGGGCGGCGGCGCUGCUCUGGAGAUCCACUGCCUCUGUCUCUGAGGAACGCCUGUAACUUUGCCGCCACCGCCUCUUUCGGGGGGCUGGCAGGAGGGCUGCUGGCUCUGGGCUGUGGGGUCCAGGGUCAUACUCUUCGGAAGACCUAGACCACAGUACCCUG
Trichechus manatus latirostris (Florida manatee) is the source of this 3743-nucleotide messenger RNA. It is a transcript of the gene ST14, whose product is annotated as ST14 transmembrane serine protease matriptase. NCBI's taxonomy places the organism in Eukaryota, Metazoa, Chordata, Mammalia, Sirenia, Trichechidae. Gene Ontology annotation, biological process: acrosome reaction; proteolysis. The record is from RefSeq and is a predicted model, not a curated record. Bases 610 to 3177 code for a protein of 855 amino acids. Gene Ontology annotation, cellular component: membrane. Gene Ontology annotation, molecular function: serine-type endopeptidase activity; protein binding. The transcript is spliced from 19 exons.